This is a messenger RNA of Anoplopoma fimbria (sablefish), 674 nucleotides long. RefSeq names its product macrophage migration inhibitory factor (gene mif). The transcript is spliced from 3 exons. The record is from RefSeq and is a predicted model, not a curated record. Gene Ontology annotation, molecular function: cytokine activity; phenylpyruvate tautomerase activity. NCBI's taxonomy places the organism in Eukaryota, Metazoa, Chordata, Actinopteri, Perciformes, Anoplopomatidae. The coding region runs from base 80 to 427 and encodes 115 amino acids.
CUCUCUCUCUCUCUCUCUCUCUCUCGCAGCAUCUGCAGCUUGUAAAGUAGAGAAAGACUGCACUAAAAAAGGAGUAAUCAUGCCGAUGUUCGUGGUGAACACCAACGUGGCCAAAGGCGAGGUACCGGCGGCUCUGCUGUCCGAGGCCACCGAGGAGCUGGCCAAAGCUAUGGGCAAACCUGCACAGUAUAUCGCUGUGCUUAUCAACCCUGACCAAUUGAUGAUGUUUGGAGGAAAGGGAGACCCCUGCGCAGUCUGCUCCCUUCACAGUAUCGGCAAGAUCAGCGGCGCUCACAACAAGCAGUACUCUAAGCUCCUGUGUGGACUGCUCAACAAACACCUGGGCAUCUCUCCCGACAGGAUUUACGUUAACUUCGUGGACAUGGAUGCAGCCAAUGUGGCCUGGAACAACACCACCUUUGGCUGAUUGGAGGUUAACCCACUGAAAUAGAAGAUAAUUCCCUUAUUGUCCUGUAUGUAUGAGUGUAGUUGAAACAGACAGUCAAGUGAAAAUGCAAAGACACCUGGUAAUUGAAAGGUCAAUAUACUUUAUGGCAAUCCUCUAAGCACUUAGCUGGGCACUUUUUGUUUUGCACUGACCUUUUUAUCAUUAAAAUGCAAUAAAGAAAACCCUGCAGACCAUAAAUUAAUCUCUGUGGCCAUGAUUGUCUCUC